ACGUCAUCCACAAGCGACUUGGAUGGAUGGAGUCUUGCGAAACGGGAGGAGGCGUUUGACAUUCAGGACUUGCCUGGAGCUUUCACAUCUACUGUAUGUCAUGCAACGAAUUGUUAAACAUCGUCUUUUAGUCCAAGAGUGCACAAUAUCAUUUCUUGCACCGUCGACAUCACGCCAGUUAUGCUUAAAUAACACAGCUGCUGUGGUGGUCUCCAGUAUACGACCAUAUAGCGUGGUACCACCGUCUAGCGACCCCGAGGAAAAGGCCAUGCUGCACCGCAUGCUGAGAGUUGACCAUGCUGGGGAAUACGGAGCCAAUCGCAUUUAUGCCGGUCAGAUGGCCGUGCUCGGCAGAACGCAGACCAGACCGGUGAUCCAGGAAAUGUGGGACCAAGAAAAGAAGCAUUUGACAAAGUUUAAUGAAAUCCUUGCUGAAAACAGAGUGCGCCCCACAGCCCUUCUCCCUCUGUGGAACAUUGCCGGCUAUGCACUGGGUGCCACGACUGCUCUGCUUGGUAAGGAGGGGGCUAUGGCCUGCACGGUAGCCGUAGAGGAAAGCAUCUCUGAGCACUACAACAGCCAGAUCAGAGCUCUGAUGGAGGCCGACCCAGACAGAUACACUGAGCUCCUACAGAUGAUAAAGGAAUUCCGUGAUGAUGAAAUGGAACAUAAUGACACUGGACUGGAGAAUGAUGCUGAAUCUGUCCCUGGCUACUGGCUUUUGAAGAAUGUGAUACAGGCUGGAUGCAAAGCAGCGAUUUACGUCUCUGAGCGCGUCUAGAUCUCAGAGUUGUCUUUGAAAAGGAAUAACCAAAAGACUAUUUUUUUUCAUUCUGUAAAUAUGGUUUUGGAUUGCUCCUAAAGAAGUUGUUUCUAUUGAAGUUUGUUUGCCAUUAUGUGUGGGAUACAUUAAAUGACCUAAAUUAUCUAUGAUAAAGUGUGCUAAAUAUU
Messenger RNA from Alosa sapidissima (American shad), 951 nucleotides. RefSeq names its product 5-demethoxyubiquinone hydroxylase, mitochondrial-like. The coding region runs from base 23 to 781 and encodes 252 amino acids. The record is from RefSeq and is a predicted model, not a curated record. Gene Ontology annotation, biological process: ubiquinone biosynthetic process; regulation of reactive oxygen species metabolic process; regulation of gene expression. Lineage: Eukaryota; Metazoa; Chordata; Actinopteri; Clupeiformes; Clupeidae. Gene Ontology annotation, molecular function: 3-demethoxyubiquinol 3-hydroxylase activity. The transcript is spliced from 6 exons. Gene Ontology annotation, cellular component: nucleus; mitochondrial inner membrane.